This is a messenger RNA of Dentiscutata heterogama, 7229 nucleotides long. NCBI's taxonomy places the organism in Eukaryota, Fungi, Glomeromycota, Glomeromycetes, Diversisporales, Gigasporaceae. The record is from the annotation of a GenBank genome assembly.
AAGUCGUUGAAUACAGAGAUUUAAUUUCAAUUUACGAAAUUUUUGAAGAACCAAUUCGUAGUAAAAUCAAAAUGAUCCUUAAAAAUCAUGGCCAUAAUAAUUCUUUAUUAAAAACUCAGCAAUUAUCUGAGGAGGUUGGAAAGAUUAAGAAGUCGGAUUUUAAGCAAGAAAUACUCAUGAAUGAUAGCGUACAAAUUGAUGCAUCAGUGAUGUAUUAUCGUGUUAAAUUUAACAAUAAAUUAAAGAGCGACAAUUAUCAGCUUUAUGGUAGCUUGACAACAACAUCUAGGCAGCAAGUUUAUGAAAAGAUUAUUAAAUUUAAAGAAAAAAAUAUCUUUGGAUUUUCCGUUAUUAUCGAAAACAUUUUAGAUAAAAACGUAAAAAAUUUUAAAAAAAUGAACAUAAACUGGAUGCUAGUUGGAAAUCCAGAAAUUAUUGAACAUUUGCAAGAAUUUGAAAAUCCUCAUGAUGAAAGUUCAAAUGAUCGAAAUUUAAUUGUUGUCGGAACUGGAAAGAAAACGAUUGAACCUAAUAAUAAACAAAAUUGGGAAAUUAGCAUUGAUACAAUUCCAAUACUUCCGUUAAAUGCAGUAUUUGCUUGCACAUUCAAAUAUCCAUUGUCGAACAAUGAACCAUCAUUUCUGGCUUCUAUUAAAUCUUAUAAUGAUGUAAACGGCACUUUAAUAGUGAACAUAGCUAAUCACACACACAACGUUUCAAAUAACCGUGAUAAAGAUGGUGCCAAUGGUGGCAAUACCUUCGAUUAUGAUGGUAACGAUGAUAAUUAUGUUAACGGUAAUGAUAUAAAAAUGACAUUGGAAGAGAAAUUGGAAUGCCAAAUAUAUUGGUGUAUUUAUCUUACAUCAACACAAGAAAUUACAAUUGGACAAUUUUGUAAUAACGUUGAUUAUCUUGCACAAACUAGGACUCAAUUUGAAAAAUUAUCAAACAUAACUACUAAAAUAUUAGAAAUAGAAAAGGAUACUGAAUUUAAAGACUUAGUUGUUCCAAAUUACAAGUUAAUUAAUGAACAAGUUGUACUUCCCGAAAGUGUGUCUCACGUAUCUUGCGUUGACGCAAGUUUCAUAUUACUUGAUGAGAUAAAAAAUAUCGUUAUAAAUCUUAGGAAAAGCAAAAAGAUCUUUGACCCAAUCAUUCAUUCUUCAUCAGAGACUGUUCGAGCCUUACAUUAUGUAAAGAAUGAAGCCGAAUUAUAUUUUCAACAAUAUGAAGAUGCUUUUAAUAAAUAUAAAAUUUCAUUAGAAAACAUAAAAGAGUUUGCAAAAGAAGUAGCGAAUAUAGAAAAGAAACGUUAUCUCUUUUUUCCGUAUAGGCAUGUAAAAGAGAAAUAUGAAAAAUUAUUAAAGGAACAUGAGAGUUGUAAAAAAAAAUUAAAUCCAAUUCUGAUUAAAGUUAUAAUAAACAAACAAGAGAGCCAACAAGACGAUUUUAAAAACAUUCAUGAGAUUUUAAAAACUAUUCCUAAUGACAAUAAAAACGAACACAUAAUCAGAAUUGAAACAAUAUUUCAAACCUUAUUCGAAAAAUCAAUUUUAGAAACCAGUAUUCCACGUAUCGAUUCCGCAUUAUUAUUUGAACCUCCUAUUGUAGGCGAUUCGAAAGUGAAUCUUGAAAAUGAACCAAAUAGAAAGUCAGAAUGGGAUCUAGAUGGCUGCGUACAAACGAAAAUUGUAAAGAAGACCUUUAAACGUAUUGUGGAAGUGGCAUGUGAACCCAUUACUGUUUUCGAACAAAACAUGUCAAUGUUGAGUGAAUUAAAGAGAUUUGAUGAAAGCAGAAAUAUCCUUAAAUUUUAUGGACUUUCAAAGGUUGACGAUGAUGAAAUGUUGGUAUUUGAAUGGGCAAGCUUGGGUAGUUUGAAGGAUGUCUAUGAGGAUAAGAACAUUCCUUGGGAUUUAAAAGUGAAAAUUGCAUAUAAUAUUUGUCAAGGUUUACUAUUUUUGAGUCAUAAUGACAUUCUUCAUCGUGAUGUUCGAUGUGAAAACAUAAUGAUGAACUAUUAUAUGGAACCGAAAAUUGCAAAUUUUUAUCUUGCCAAGCAUGCUUCAGAAAUAGCACCAGAUAACGAUCACAUCUCGGAUCAUAUCUUGAGUAUUAUCAAUUGGGCUGCACCUGAAAUGAUGCAAAGGAAUGCUUUAUAUACAAAAGAGUGUGAGGUGUUCAGUUUCGUAAUGCUCUUAUGGGAACUAGCUUUCCAAAAGAUUCCCUAUAAAAAAAUGAGUAAAGAAGAUAUUAUUAUUCAUGUUACAAAUGGUCGUAGAGAAUCGUCCCCUGAUCCACGUUUUUAUGUAUUGGAAUUUCUUAACAUUCAAAGAAAAUACUUAAGAAUCAUUGUAGAAGGAUGGAAUAAUAAACCGGAAAAAAGGAUUAAAAUGGACGAAAUUCUAUUGAGAUUUUUAGAAAUUGAAGCUGACCUAUCUAAACCUAAAAGAAAUAAUUCUGGUUCUGCCCAUUCGUCUGAUCAACUUGAUCAACUUUCACAUACACGCACUAGGGCUGCUUCAAUUCCGGUUAAGCCUAUUACCUUUCACAGGCGACGUGAAAUUCCGUUGAAACCAAAAGAAAGAGAAUUCAAGCCCGAUAAACCUACAACUCCGGAUUCUCCAGGAUUCAACCCUUCUCCUAAUACUUAUUAUCCAAAAGAACCUAAAAAAUCUAGACCAUCGUCAUUAAUUUUAACACCGAGUUUGGAACCUGUAAAUGAAUUGUAUCCUCCAUAUUUGACGGAAACACCGGCUGAGAUUGAUUCGUUCAUGAUCAAUCCAGAGACAUGGCAAAUAGAAAUACCAAGCAAGAUUGAACUGUCCAAUUUGAUUCCACCGAGAUCGUCAAUCAUAUCAAGCGUAAAUGAACCAAAUAAGACUUCAAAUUUAAUAAAACCUGAUGAAGCGAUUGAAGCACCAAAUAAGACUUCGAAUUUAAUAAAACCUGAUGAAGCGAUUGAAGCACUAAAUAAGACUUCAAAUUCAAUAAAACCUGAUGAAGCGAUUGAAGCACCAAAUAAGACUUCAAAUUUAAUAAAACCUGAUGAAGCGAUUGAAGCACCAAAUAAGACUUCAAAUUUAAUAAAACCUGAUGAAGUGAUUGAAGCACCAAGUAAGACUUCGGAUUUGAUAAAGCCUGAUGAAGUGAUUGAAACAUCUGAUAAAUCUUCGAAUUCAAUAAAAACUGAACCGAUCAAGGAACCAAAUGAAACACCAAAUUUAAUAGAAACAAACGAAGUAAAUGGAACUGAACAAUCAAAACAGUCGACUAUAAAUGGACCGAUAAAAACAAAUCAAGUAAAUGAAACUAAACCAUCCAAACAGCCAAAUGUAAAUGGACCAUCUGUUAUGAAAGUUGCUGACGGGACAAAACCAUCACAUGAAGAUGAUGAUUAUACCAAAUCAAUAAAAUCAAUAAAAUCAUCAGAUUAUGAAAAUGUGACAAAAUCGUUAGAAAAUGAUCCCAACAUACCAAAUGGUAUGAAAAUACCAUUAGAUAAUGAGCUAACGCUGUCGGAUAAUGAUGAGGUAAUAUUAUCAGAUAGCGACAACAAUAACGAUGAAGAGAUGGAAAAUAAUGAUCCAAUACCAUCGGAUAGUGAAAAAACAAAAUCAUCGGAGAAACCAAAGCCACAAAAUUUACAAGAUAUACCAAGUUCGAUAAGUAAAAAACUAAAUCACGGAUUGAUUAUCAACACGCAAAAAAUGCAGAUAGCAGGUCCUUCAGCAUGUGCCUUUAUGUCAAAACCGAAAAUGAACGUUUUAGAUACUAUAAAAUUUCAGGCAAAAUUAAUACUUUCAUCAAAAUAUAAGGAUUCCUUUUUAUUGGAGAAUCAUAUAGAAUCACCUACUGAUUUGGAUUGGAUAUCUGACGCGAAUCCUCAAAUCGAUAUAUCGCAAGUGAAUACCGUUUGUUUAGAAAUAAGAUAUGCAAAAGCCGAAGCCACUUUUGAAAAAGGUUCCAUAGAACCAUCAAAAGAAUUAACCAUUGCCAUUAAAAAGGCUCUAAAACAUAGAAAUCCAUAUCGAGAGUUAAUGAAAGCAUUCGAUUAUUUUGGUCAUUUCUUGCCUAAUAAAGUUAUACUUGGAGAUAAACUAUAUUCAAUAUCGAAAAAUUCAAGCGCAAAUCAAGAAUUAACAGAGUUAAAAAUCGAUAAAGAAUUUAAAGCGGCCGAUGAUUUUUCACAAAAUUGUACCGAUUACAAUGAUAUUAUUAAGCAAUGGGAAAAAUGCAUAGAAUCACAUAAUCUUGGUUCGUCACCUUUAACUACAAUUAAUGGUAAUGCUGUUAAGAAAAAUAAAAUUAAAGAAUGGGCAAUUUCUUGUUUAAAAAAGAGUUCUGAUUCAUGGAGUAUUAUCAGUUGGGAAGGUUUAUAUCCUUUGUAUGAAAUAUUAGAUGCAGAUUUAUGUCAAGAAGUCAAAUUAUGUCUCGGAAACGAUGAACAAGCGAUUAUUACCGGAAUUAAAGAAAAAGUUCUCAGAUCAGGCGUAAUACCGAUUGAAAAUUCACAAUAUCAAUAUUCUGUAAAAUUUGAUUCUCCACUAGAAUCAAAAAAUUAUCAGAUUUUCGGUAAAAUCUUGACACAAAGUGGCACCCCAUUUAAUAAAGCUGAUGUUAAAUUUAAAUCUAAAGAUGAGUCUGGAUUUUCAGCGAUAGUUGAAGAUUUUUCUAAUCAAUUUGUUCCAAAACCAGCAAAUGACGAUACAGGAAUAGAUAGUUGUGAGAUUCAAUUAAAAACUUCCGAAAAUUUGCAAUCAAACGCAGUUAUCAUUACCUCAUUCAAGUACCCUAAGUCAAACUACCAACAAUCUUUUAUAGCAAAAGUUAAAGAUUAUCGUGAUAAAACGAUCCACAUUAAUAUUAGUGUCAGAAAAAAUGGAAAAGAAUCUGUAGAUGAUGAUGACGAAGAUUUUGUAGAGAUUCCUGAACUUAAUUGGUGCGUUCUUCUAUUGGACGAUGAGGAUGAAACAAAUAAUUUGAGAGAAAUAGGUCAAAGUGUUCAUGCUAAUUAUUUAAAUUCAAAUAAUGAAUUAGAUUUGAGCUACAAGAAACUUGAUACUGAAAUAGGAAAUGAAUUGGUAAACUCUUUAAAAGGAAAUAAAACUAUUAGCAGCUUAGACAUAAGUUAUAACAAUAUUGGUUCAAAACUGGGAAAGGCACUCAUGAAAAUUUUAGUAGCCAAUGACACACUCACUCGCUUAAAUUUAAGCUCUACUAAUAUUGAGUCUGAUACAUUAGCUCUUUUAUUGAAGAUUUUAAAAGCUAAUAAAACCCGCCUUGCUGAUUUGAAUUUAAGCAAUAACGGUGAAAAACUCACUAAAAAAGGAAAAAUAUUGAUGGAAGCUUUAGGAAAAAACACAACUCUUAUCAGCUUAAACUUAAGCGACAAUCCUAUUGAUUGGUCCGAUGUAAGCUUUGUUCAUUUAGAAAGUAACAAAACUCUUGAGAAUUUAGAUUUAAGCAAUUGUAAUCUUUCUCCUAAAGUAGUAGAAAAAUUGAAGAAAUUCUUAAUAACUUCAAAGAGGCUUAAAGGAUUAAAUCUAAGUUCAAAUAAUCUUACUUUCCUAUCAGAACGCAUAAUUUCAGAAAUCUUGUCAAAAAAUAAAACUAUUAAAACUUUAAAUUUGAGUUCAAAUAAGAUUAGUUCGACAAUAGAGUCUUUAGAAAAAGGUGCAAGAACAAGUUUAACGGGCAGAUACAAGUCCAAGUCCAAGUAUGAAAUGUCCCGUCCUCUAAAAGUAAAUAAUUUGGCGGAAGCAAUAAAGAGAAAUAAAACUCUUAAGAAGUUGGAUUUAAGUUCCAAUUAUAUUCGUCUCGAAGCUGGAAAAGACUUAGCAAGAGCUUUAGCAAGCAAUAAAUUAAUUACCGAAUUGAACUUAAAUGAUAAUGAUAUUGUUCAUGAAAUAGGAGAGCUUUUAAUAAAUGUUUUAAUAAACAAUGAUAUUACCAGUAUAGGUUUAAGAUCAACAAAAAUCAGUUCUGGAAUGGUAAUAAACAUAUCACAAGAAUUAAAGUCGAAUAAAAUUAAACUCCGGUAUUUAAAUUUGAGUCGUAACGAAAUUAGCAGUGAUGCGAUGGAAGCUUUAGUAGAAGCUUUAGAAGAAAAUACGACACUCAAAAGUUUGGAUCUGAGCAACAUUACAGGAGCGGGACAAACAGGACGAGCAUUAGUAAAGUCUUUAGAAAAAAAUCGAACACUAAAAACUUUAAAUUUAAGUAACUGUAAUAUUCGUAAUAGCGUAGUAACUGCUUUAGAAAAGGCUUUACAAACAAAUGACAUACUCACUGAUCUAGAUCUAAGUUACAAUGCACUUCCAAUGAGUAACUUGAUAAAAGCUUUAGAGAGAAAUAAUUCACUCACUAAACUGAAUAUAAGUUACAGAGAUUUCCAUUUAAAAGAAAUAGAAGCUUUAGCGAAUGUUUUAAAAGUCAAUGACACAAUUACUCAUUUAUAUUUAAGUAGAACUAUGGAUGAUCCUGAAAACGGAAAAGUUUUAUUUGAAGCUUUAGAGGUGAACAAGAAACUUACUGAUUUGGAUUUGAGUAGAAAUAAUAUUAGAGAAAUAGAAGUUAUAGCUAAGGCUUUAUUAAAUAACGUAUCUCUUCGAAGAGUAGACUUAACGUCUAAUCAAAUCGAAAUCCCUGAGUAUAACCAAUCAAAUAAUGGACCUGCCAUGCAUUUUUUAUUGAGCAGUACAAUCAAUAGUAAUAUUGCCUCAUAUCAACUUCGAAUUUGGGGUAUUAAUAUCGCGUCAAAAAAUGAUGUUUCAAGUGCUUUGUUAACUGAUGAUAAUGAAUUGAAAGAAGAAAGAAACACUAUUGCAAAUACUUUUUGUGAGAUAGAAAAUAAUAAUAUUCGAGUUUUAGUCGAAAUUCCUGUCGUGGGUGAAUCUAUUUCUGUGAAGGAUCUCAUGCAUGACUUUGAAAAGAUGAGCUUGUCAAGUAAAUUUGGUGAUAUGAGCUUGUCUACUUCUAAUUCCCUUUCGAUACUAUUAAAAACUACGAAAACAAAUUUGGAAAGCAUAAAUAGAAUUUUGGAGUACAUGAAAGAACUUUCGAAUAACAUAAAAGGAUUUUCAGAUAACAUAAAAGGAGUUUUGGAUAACAUGAAAAGAGUUUCAGAUAACAUGAAAGGAGUUUCAGAUAACAUGAAAGAUGUUUCAGAUAACAUGAAAGAAUUUUCAAAUAACAUGCAAGAACUGAUUCGAAUUGAAAAAGAAUGA